Anopheles bellator is the source of this 513-nucleotide messenger RNA. RefSeq names its product general odorant-binding protein 69-like. The transcript has 2 exons. Bases 1 to 513 code for a protein of 170 amino acids. Gene Ontology annotation, biological process: sensory perception of smell. The record is from RefSeq and is a predicted model, not a curated record. NCBI's taxonomy places the organism in Eukaryota, Metazoa, Arthropoda, Insecta, Diptera, Culicidae. Gene Ontology annotation, molecular function: odorant binding.
AUGUCGCGUGUUUACGGUGACCAUACGCUCCUGUUGUUCGAGUCAAAUAUCUUCUACCGUACCAUGAAACAUUUCACUGGAUUGAUCUUAUUGGCCAUUGCGCUCUGCCCUGGAGUGUUUUGUAAUGAUUCUGGUGUCGGCUACUACUCCUACAAGAGCUUCGUUGAUGCCGAAGCAGAGUGCGCUCUGUACCUACAGGUACCGGAAGAUCGGCUCCAGCGCUACCAACGCGAGGGCUACCCUGAUGAGCCAGAGGUGCACUGCUUGGUGCUCUGUGUUUUGGAGAACCUACGCGCUUGGACCAACUCCAGCGGUCUGAACGAACAGGUUCUCGCCACCUACUUCGUUCCAGCGGCCGAGGACUGCGACAACGGCAAGCGGACCGAAAAGUGUCUCUUCUACCUACCCAAAGAGUGCGACGGUAACCGGUGUCUCCAGGCGUACCGUGCUUUCCAGUGCUACUAUCAAAACUACGGCACGCUAACCCACUGCCCGCAACAUUUCGUUAUUUAA